GCAAACUGCAAUAAAGAGUGGUGACACAAAUACGAAAAAAAACCCAGACAAAAUGUACAAUCAAUUUACCAAGUGAACGUGUUUGAAUCACUUCCCCGGGUUAUUGCUAAAGGCCAAUCUCAAAUGUUUCCCUGUUGAAUAUGAAUUGCACUUCAUAGGGUACAUUUUCUAACCUAGAUAGUGCACUCAUGUAGGGCGUAUAGAGUUGUUUGGGAUUUACCCUGGGUGUCAGUAAUUUGCUAGCAAACCUGAAUAUUGUCAAUACACGAACAGCAAUGUUUUCAAAAUAAAUGGACACAAUCACAGAAAAUGCUGACGAUCUGCAGCGACAGGUUGAAGAAAUCGAAGCGCUUUCAUCUAUUUAUGGGGAUGAGUGGUGUGUGAUCGACCAGGCGUCCAGGGUCUUUUGCAUCAAAAUAUCAGAUGACAUUUCUGAGCCGAAAUGUUCUGUUUGUUUACAGAUCAUACUGCCUGAAGACUACCCAAGCUCCUCGCCUCCAAUAUACCAGAUCAAUGCUGUGUGGUUAAGAGGUCCAGACAGAAUCACACUGUCAAACAGCCUCGAGGAACUCUAUCUGGAAAAUCCUGGAGAAAGCAUCCUAUACCUGUGGGUGGAGAAAAUUCGAGAGUUCCUGGUAGACAGAUCGCAAAAUGCAAACGCAGCAGAUGGACUGGAGCUAUGGCAUGCAAAGAAGACAGAAGAACAGCAUGACGACUGGGAUGAGGCUGAAGUUCCAGAUUAUGGUGUCCUGAGGCUCAGCACUGAGCAGACGCACCUUGUCUCCGUCUUCUCCUCAGUAGAUUCAGAUGAGGAACUCCCAGUGAUUAAACAUGGCGAGGCAAUCACAGACAGACGCAGCACAUUCCAGCCUCAUUUAGCUCGCAUAGUGACACCUAAACAGGUCCAGAGGGUGCUAGACAAACUGUAUGAAAACAAGAAAAUUGCAAGUGCCACCCACAACAUAUACGCAUACAGGAUAUACUGCGAAGACAAAAACACGUUCCUCCAGGAUUGUGAGGACGAUGGAGAGACGGCUGCUGGUGGGAGACUGCUUCAUCUACUGCAGAUUCUGGAUGUGAGGAACGUGCUAGUGGUGGUGUCCCGAUGGUAUGGUGGUAUCCUGCUCGGCCCUGACCGCUUCAAACACAUCAACAACUGCGCUAGGAACAUCCUCGUCCAAGAGGGCUACACUGAAAUUUCGGACGAAGCAUCAAAAUCAGGGGGAAAGAGCAAGAAGCCCAAAAGCAAGAAGAUGAAGUGAAGUCGUGUGUAUGUGUGUACCUCAGUGUUUAGUGUCUCAGGGAUGUGUGUGUCACCAGGCAGGUGUGAGUGGAUAAGGAGAUAAACCUUUAAAACAGCAGAAGAAAAAAAAGCCUUGAUUGAAGUAUGACAACAAGGACAUUGACAGUUUUGUAUAACAUAAAUUUGUCAAAUGUGUCAACAUUAAAAUAUUGUAUGUGAAAACUGAAUUUACAUCAUUUGUCUUUUAGAAUUAAAACUGCCCAAGGACAUUCCUGCAAGCUUCAUGAGUCUAUGAGUUGGGAUUUGCAUAGUGAUUUGCAAAUCAAGGCAUAAUUGUCUUUUAUGUGUGUUUGUUAGCAUGAAGCAUUGUCUCCCGUGUGUGUGCGUUUGUGUGUGUGUUUGCAGGGGUGUUAAUGCUGGCAGCAAGGUGAUGUGUCAAAGCCUCUGUUUCUCACCAUCCUUUUGUAACAGAUAGAUAGUCGCCGUCAUUAGAACAUUUUCAGCGAGCUUUGAUGACAGCCCUUCCAUUGUUUUCAGUUGCUCAACUAUGUAUUCAAAUGCUUAAUCACAGACACUUUUAAUCUCCUGUGCCCCUAAAAGUUGUUUUAAUCCGAAUUGAAAAGGUUGCUUUGACCUCCAUCUCUGAACACUGGCGUGCUUCUGUUAGUAAUAACAGAGGAGAUAACAUCAAAUACCAGACUGAGAAGACUUAGAUACGACUAUUACACAGAAAUGUUUAUGAUGUUCUAUUAUUUUUUGCUUGAUUUGGUGUGACUUGUAAAUGACCUUAAUUAAAAAAAACAAGGACACCAAUCUUUGAGAUUUAAAACAUGCAGGAACUCUGUGUGAAUAUUCAUGUGAUUACAGACAGUCCACCACACACACUUUGGAGAUAUAAAAUAAGGAAUAAAAAUCUUGGGGAUAUGCUGUUAUAGGAAAAUAAGCAAUGACAGGGUGGUGUGAAGCGGCCUGAUUCAAAGCAUCUGUUAACACCCUGAAAUUUAUUCUUUUUUCAAUAAGAGCAAAUCCUGAAGUUUUUUACUCUUUUUAUAUCACAGCAAUUUGCCAAUGAUUAUAAUGUUAUAUUUAUCACAUAUUUUUUAUCCAUUUAUAGUUACAUUAAAUAUUG
Messenger RNA from Ictalurus furcatus (blue catfish), 2372 nucleotides. It is a transcript of the gene impact, whose product is annotated as impact RWD domain protein. Gene Ontology annotation, biological process: regulation of translational initiation. Bases 291 to 1262 code for a protein of 323 amino acids. The record is from RefSeq and is a predicted model, not a curated record. Gene Ontology annotation, cellular component: cytoplasm. Gene Ontology annotation, molecular function: protein binding. The transcript is spliced from 11 exons. Lineage: Eukaryota; Metazoa; Chordata; Actinopteri; Siluriformes; Ictaluridae.